Sardina pilchardus (European sardine) is the source of this 1093-nucleotide messenger RNA. RefSeq names its product hydroxycarboxylic acid receptor 3-like. Gene Ontology annotation, biological process: G protein-coupled receptor signaling pathway. Gene Ontology annotation, molecular function: G protein-coupled receptor activity. The transcript has a single exon. The coding region runs from base 116 to 1093 and encodes 325 amino acids. Lineage: Eukaryota; Metazoa; Chordata; Actinopteri; Clupeiformes; Clupeidae. Gene Ontology annotation, cellular component: plasma membrane. The record is from RefSeq and is a predicted model, not a curated record.
AAGCUACGGAUAUAUCACAAGAUGCCUUUUAAAAAAAUGGAACCACUUGAAAUAAGCUACACAUAAUUUUGGUCAGAUUGCUGUCGUGUUCCAGGCCCUUUCAUAUGUGAAAAGAAUGUGUGCAUAUGUUGAUAAGGGACAGGUUCUAGUGCAAGUUCUGCCUCCGAUUCUCAUUUUGGAGUUUGUGUUUGGCGUCAUGGGCAAUGGCUUGGCCCUCUGGAUCUUCUACCACAUGAGGCCGUGGAGGAGCAGCACGGUGUUCCUCUUCAACCUGGCCCUGGCCGACUUCCUCCUCAACGUGGCGCUGCCCAUGCGCGCCGGCUACUACCUCUCCGGCAUCGACUGGAAGUUGGGCGAUCCUCUCUGCCGCGUCUCGCUCUUCAUGCUGGCCAUGAACCGCGGCGGCAGCAUCCUCUUCCUCACGGCGGUGGCGGUGGACCGCUACUUGCGCGUGGCGUACCCUCACCACGCGCUCAACUCCAUGACCGUGGCAAGGGCGGCGUGCGCGGCCGCGCUGCUCUGGGUCGUCACCAUCGCGCUCAACGUCUCGAUCCUCGCCGAGUCCAAGCUCAAGGUGACCAACGACACGACGACGAAGUGCGAAAGCUUCGGCGACGAGAACAAGUACCACAACGUGGUUUUCUUUGUGAUCUUCCUCAUCUCGCUGAGCAUCAUUAUCUUUUGCACGACUCACACCUACGCCCAGCUGCGCAGGAGACGCAUGGACAGAAACGCGAGGAUAAGGCGCAUUAUGCGGAGUCUCACUCUGGUCACGGUGAUGUUCACCGUUUGCUUUUUGCCCUGCAACAUCACACGGCUGCUCAUCUGGCUGAGAAACGCACAGUCCACUGACUACGAAAGCGUCGAGUCUCUCGAGAUGGCCUUUUACAUCACCAUUAGCUUGACUUAUCUCAACAGCAUGCUGGAUCCUGCACUCUACUACUUCUCUAGUCCCCCUUUUCAAAAGACUCUCAAUGAGAUGGUGACCAACCUCACGCAGAGAAGAAGAAGAAAAACACUUCAGCAGGACCAGAGAAUUGAAAUAAAUGGACUAUUCACUGCAAUACUGGAUUUAGUGCAUUUGAAGAUAUGA